AUGGCCGAUGCGCAUGUCAAUUUCUUCGGCGGGUCGCCGCUGAACCGCCUCUCGUGGUUGCGGUCGUCCCCGCCAUUCCUUAACGCCAUCGUGCUCUCCCCGAAGACGCGAUGGCUGCUCUUGCAAGAGGGGCAGCCGCUCCUGGCGACAGACCCCAGCACCCGUCAUCGAUCGCUCGCUCGCCUGACGACGGGCGACGUACGACCUCUGCUCGGUCCUGAGCCGUUCUUCGCGCAAGGCCAACAUGCAGGAGAGUUCGCACCCGCGGACGACCCGUCGCUCGAAGCUGGUCGCCUGCACGGCGCACCCAUCGUGUUCCUCGGGCUCGACGAGCCCCAGACCACGUUCGCGAACGCGCUGCCCUCGUCCGACUUCAGCGGCAAGGGCGAUGCCGUCGACGUAGCGCACAAGAUCGAGGGCACGCCCUACUUCUCGCUGGACGUGAGCGACGUGCAGAAGACGGAGCUAGACGAGGCGCUGCAGAACUCAGAGGUCGGCAAGAGCGGCGCACAGCUAGCGUUCGCGGACGCGCGAGCGGCGAUGAGCAGCUUCGACAUGUUUGAAGCGGCCGUGUUUGCAGAGGCGAGGAGUUUGGUAGAUUGGCAGGCUCGCAACAAGUUUUGCGCGGGGUGCGGUAGCCCUGUCAAGCCGCUCUGGGGGGGAUGGAAAUUAGUGUGUUCUUCCCUGUUCCCAUGGUCGAACGGUAAUGGCAGGAAACCGUGCCCUACAGGAACUGGCUUAAACAACUUCGCGCAUCCACGGAGCGAUGCCGUGGUCAUAAUGGCCCCAAUAGACCAGACCGGCACCAAGAUUCUGCUGGGAAGAAAUAAGAAAUGGCCGACGAGAUUCUACUCCGCCAUGGCUGGGUUCAUCGAGCCCGGCGAGUCAUUAGAGGACGCGGUACGACGGGAACUGUGGGAGGAAGCAGGCAUCGCUGCAUGGGGAGUCAAAUACCAUUCGACACAACCCUGGCCGUUCCCCGCCAAUAUAAUGGCAGGCUUCUACGCCGUCGCCGACUCCACGCAGCCGCUCCGCACAGAUCUCGACAAUGAGCUCGAGGACGCGAAGUGGUACACGCGCGACCAGGUCCUCGACGUGAUCCGCUACUCAGAGGGCAUCCUCCCGACGGGUACAGACCUUGCGAAGCCGUUGGCCACACCCGACGCAUGGACGAGUAGUGAGGAGAAAGCCACUGGUGUCGGCACGGCGAAUCCGUUGGCGGGGGACGCCGUCACGACCGCGGAGAAGGCGGCUGCAAAGGCCCCCGACGCGCGGAGCGAGGUGCCUUUCAAGCUACCCCCAGCGACGGCCAUUGCGGGUGUGCUUAUCAGGGAAUGGGCGCAUGGAAGGGCUGGGCCAGAUAUUCGUGUUCAGCCAGUGAAGGGUAACUUGUAG
Messenger RNA from Sparassis crispa, 1395 nucleotides. RefSeq names its product Probable NADH. Gene Ontology annotation, cellular component: cytosol. Bases 1 to 1395 code for a protein of 464 amino acids. NCBI's taxonomy places the organism in Eukaryota, Fungi, Basidiomycota, Agaricomycetes, Polyporales, Sparassidaceae. Gene Ontology annotation, molecular function: metal ion binding; NADH pyrophosphatase activity. The transcript has 7 exons. The record is from RefSeq and is a predicted model, not a curated record. Gene Ontology annotation, biological process: NAD+ catabolic process; NADP+ catabolic process.